Molecule: messenger RNA, 1763 nt
Organism: Paraphaeosphaeria sporulosa
Lineage: Eukaryota; Fungi; Ascomycota; Dothideomycetes; Pleosporales; Didymosphaeriaceae
Exons: 2
Coding region: 160-1479 (439 amino acids)
Source: RefSeq, a predicted model, not a curated record
UGUCCCCACUCACCGACGGUAUACAGACGCCUCAACCACUACAACACCACAACGCCAUCAAGUUUCAUCAACUCCUCCCCAAUACGCAUUGAUACCGACUGCGCGCACAUUCUUAAGCCCCCUGGACUAGUGAAUAGGGCUGCGGGCCGCGUUGCUACUAUGUCACCUGCUCCAUUGGCCCAAGACGCAGGCGCGGCUACCUCGCCCUCCCCGCCACAACCGCCACAACCGCAACCGCCACAGCGAAGCCCUCCUCAAAUGCCAAGCUUCGAUGAUAUGUUCCACCAAAAGUUCAUGGACAUCAUCCAGAAGUGGAAGGAUGACCCACGUUCUCCUCAGCUGACCUCAAGGGACCGCAAGGACUUCAUUGACAAAGCUUACCGGGAAACAGACGAGAUAGUCUUUGGUGGUCGUCAAUUAUCAGAUCAAGAGAUCAAGCUUCGCGCGCUCACCAAAGUCUUCUACAAGGUUCUUUCAGAGGAACCAUGGUCGGAAGACUGGAUUCGGCCUCAAGACGUGGAGCGCAAGUUAUCUAGAUUCGAAAUGCACAAAGACUCCGUGAAGCUCGCAUCCGAACACGGUAUCUACAGCCCUAAGGAAGCUAUCAUAGCGGCCCGCAAAGCACUGCAGCUGCAGAAGAACGUUUUCCAGGACAAGGACGGCAAUCCUGACAAGACCAAUCUGCGUGGACCAUUCGAUGACAUCGAGAUCAUCUAUAUCCCUGGCACUGUAUCCUCAACCGCUACCAACAAGAUUGAUCGAGACAACAUUUACCCCGUCUCGGUCGCUAGCGUUGCGAAUAUCUUGCAUAAUCAUAUAUGCCGCGACAUGACCAGGCCUUUCGCCAUGGCACAGAAGUUCGUUACUGUGACGGACACGGAUGAGUUGAUCAAGAUGCGUCAAUUUGCUUGCGACGUGUGUGACUUUGCGCCGCAUCUUCUUGACAAUGACAACAUCAGUCUUCUGGUCGUGCUUUUGAUUUUGACUCGAUCGGAGAUCUGCAGGCGUUUCGAGAACAACGGUAUCCGCAUCGAGGGCUCCACUGUCAGCCACCGUAGGGCCGAGUGCAUGAAGCAAAAGCUGGGUUGGAAGAAUCCUGAGGACCGCAAGCCGUUCGACAAUGUUGCGAUUGAGCUUCAAACACGUGUCAAGAAUGCAUGCUUCCCUGCGCCGCGCUUGCAGACUUCGCGCGUCAAUAGGCCUAGGGUCAACCGCAAGUCCUCUACGCCCGGGACGCCUGGUACCCCUCCGAUCGGAUACUUUGCGCCUCCCCAACCGCGAUAUUCUUUGCCAUCAGGGUUGGCCAACUCCAGCAUCAUUGUCACGGAUCCAUCUGGAGCAUCCCCGUACGCCACGACCCACCAGCAGUGGAGGAACGGCGCCGGCGCCAGCCCUAGCUCUACAAAGGCUGCUCCCGCCCGCACCCUUCUGCGGACAGGCCCGGGAAGUAGCGCGACCGAGCCGAUGGAUGUUGAUUAGCUUGGUAUGACAGCUCGUUACUGAACUUUCCAUCAAAUUUGCAUUGCAUCAUAUGGGCGUCGGAUUGCCGUUAUUCCUUGGUUUUAAUAAUAGCAAUGCGACUAAGCAUGAAGGGCGCAUACAGCAACAGGCGCAUUGGGCUCUCUGUUUUCUUUCUACAUGCGUAUGGCGCCGGUGGCGCUUUAUGGAGCUUCGGCUCCCUUUUCAACAUGCAUAAUAUUAGCCGGGUAUAUGGCGUAGCUGUACUUUCGUGUUUGCGAUUCAAAUGCAAUGUCUGUACGAUG